Messenger RNA from Phytophthora nicotianae INRA-310, 309 nucleotides. RefSeq lists its product as hypothetical. The record is from RefSeq and is a predicted model, not a curated record. NCBI's taxonomy places the organism in Eukaryota, Oomycota, Peronosporomycetes, Peronosporales, Peronosporaceae. The transcript has a single exon. The coding region runs from base 1 to 309 and encodes 102 amino acids.
AUGGAGUUGAUCAACCGCCUGCGCAACACUCUCCUGCAGCAACAAGAGGACAAGGUGUUGAACUUCUUCACCAAAGUGAGCGACUUGAGAGACUUCAUUUCGGCUCGAGAGCCUACUGCUGGCGUGAACGUCACUAAUGAAUUUCCCUCAUUUAGUCUUUCAUUUAGUGGCUACACUACCAAAUAUGGAUACAUUUUUCGCAAAUAUGGGUACACCGGAGGAUGGCUACAGAAGCCUCGCGACAAUUCUUCUUCGAAGAAGUACCGUUUUAUUUCAAAUCCUAGGCUCUCUAAUAUCACACCCCCUUAA